AAAUUAAAUUUAUAUUCUUUGUUCUGGAACUAGAUAGUAGACAAGGGUUUUGUGGUAUAUCAUAUAGGACUAGACAGAAAUAGUGCUAGAGAAAUUACAUUUUUCAACUACAAUCUCCACAAUGAGAAUAGUCCAAAAGGUAAUAUUUGUAUGCUAGGGGGACCUGAACUCCAGUCCCUGCCCAUUAAUAGGGUAUGUUACUCCCUUCUAGCUCAGUCCAAUCAAAAAUCUGCCAUUCAGUGAUCCUAGAGAGAACAUAUUAAUCAAAACUGUAAAUAAUCAAAUCUGCAAAACUCAAAUCCCCAGAUGUUGAGGAACAAAUGUAUUGAUAUCCAGGCAAAUGGAUGAAUUAGGCACCUAACCUCUUAAGAUUAUGGGUUUAAAAUCUUAACUUAAAUCAAGUUGCUGGCAGAAAAUAAGAACUUGAGAGCUAAGGUUGUUGGAAGGAGGCUUCACAGAGAAAGAGAUGGCUUCUGGUCUCUCUCUUGACUGUAGCCUCUUCCGUCAGGUUGCUUUAUCUUAUCAAACAAAAAGCCCCAGAAAUAGAAAGUUUUCCAUGAGUUACAGAGGCAGCCCUGGAAGUUUCUGGGCUGUGGUGUCCGUGCUUUUCUGAUCUUUCUGUGUCUGUUUAAGUCAAAGAAAAAACGGAGUUGCCAACAAAUGAUAAAUAUAUACUUCAAUUUUGCAACAUAAAUAAGCUGCAAGUAAUACUGUAUUUUCUGCUUUCAAUAACAUCCUGCAUUUGAGGACUGUAUUUGAGCCUGCUUGCUUUUGCUGAAAAAACUAUUGAUCUUCUGUUAGAAGAAUGACAGAAGGGAAAGCAGAAUCUGCGGCUUGCUUUGGGUUACUAACAAAGAGAAUAUGCAAGCUCUUUGGGCAUUUCCCGAAGUCUAAAUCGUGGUCUGAGGGUCUUCACUUCCAACUGAAGAGGUCCAGCAGGGAGAUCUUUCUGGCGAAAGAUUGUAAGUACACCUGCCAUCAGGAAUGCAGAAACCUCAUCCAACUGGAUUGCAGUCAGCAGGAAGGGAAGACCUACAACAAACCUUCUCCAGAAAACACCUUAACACAAAACUACAGCCAGAAUGUGACGAAAACAGUGGAAGAAGAAAAACCACAAGCUCCUACCAUCCAAGAGCUGAAGGAGAAGAUUGAGAAUUACAAUUCAAAAGUCAACAAUUGUUUGCUGAUGAAGCUGAAUGAUGAUGGCACUUACACAGGUUUCAUCAAAGUACACCUAAAACUACGUCGGCCUGUGACAGUUCCAGCAGGGAUCCGGCCACAGUCCAUCUACGAUGCCCUCAAGGAGGUCAACUUGGCCAACAUGACAGAGAAGAGGACAUCCUUCUACCUGCCACUUGAUGCCAUUAAGCAGCUUCACAUCAGCAGCACUACCACUGUGAGUGAGGUAAUCCAGGGACUUCUGAAGAAAUUUAUGGUGGUGGACAACCCACAGAAGUUUGCACUUUUCAAGCAGAUGCAGAAAGAUGGCCAAGUUCUCUCUCAGAAACUCCCAGUAACAGAAUACCCUUUGUACCUCCGGCUGCUAGCAGGUCCUGACACGGACAUUCUGAGUUUUGUGUUGAAAGAAAAUGAAACUGGGGAAGUUGAGUGGGAUGACUUCUCUAUUCCAGAGCUACAGAAUUUCCUGGUAAUACUAGAAAGAGAAGAAAAAGACAAAAUUCACCAAGUACAGAAGAAAUAUGACAGGUUUAAGCAAAGACUGCAGGAGGCCUUGAAAGAAGCAAAUGAGAAACCUGGAUAACCAAGUCUGGGCAGUGUGGCUAGUGAUAAAUUAAAAUUUUAAAAUAUAUACAUAUAUAUUUCAAAACAAAAUUAACACCCAACCAAGUCUUUUCUUCUCAGGACACUUUUCCAAUUUGGCUGCAGUCUAAGGUGUGCUUAGAAUUGGUUGUUACAAAAUGGGAAAAUGGAUGUCCCCACCCACUGGCCCUCCAGACCCCAGAAAUUGAAUGCUGCAUCUCCUUCUGAGUGAUCAACCUGUAUGGCAUAGCCUGGAAACGUUGCAGUAAAUGUUGAAUGUCCAAGGAAUUGGUUUUCAUAUGGUACAAAUGCUAACGGCCAGCCCCAAACUCUAUCUUCCUUUUCCUGUAUCCCAAUACCUCACCUGCUGGAUUUGUGCGUAUGUGUGGCAGAAGUGCAAUGAAUGUGCUCUCUUGUGGUAAUUUUAUCACAUGAGCUACUGAAAGGUCCACAUCAGCUCAUGAAGAAUUAUUGCUCUGAUAGACUCUACAGUGUAGAUGAUGCCAAACAGACUGUUGCGCCAUAUGAAGAGAACAGAUGCCAAGAAAGCUGUAGAUGUACAGCAGUUCUUGAUGGUGCUAGAGUGCUUUGGCCUUGAGUUAUUAUUUCUAUUUUCUCAGGGGGAAAGGGGCAUAUUUUUGCAGGUGUAUGAGUUGUCUUCUUUGUCGUGCCCUCCAGCCUACUAUUUGAAACAUUGCCCUAAAUUUGGAAGCACUUCUUAUGUAGCAAAAACUGGGACUAUUAUCAAGAGAUCUGACAGCAAACUGAUUUUGAGAUUUGCCCCUUAGUAUGUUCAAGAUGUCAGUGUGAAAUUAACACCAAGGCCUUGAAGGGAAAUGAAGUGAUCAUGUUAUGGGGUCACAAGUACUUGCAGAUGAACUAUAAAUCCGCAGCUGCUCAGUCUCUGCUGUCUCCCUUCCUGAUGUUGAAUUUUCAGCUUGGAGCUACAGUGCUUGAUUGAGAGGUUCUGCUAAAGUAAGAGUGAGAAAUCUGUGACCCUUCCACAUAUUGUUAGACUCCAGUUACCAUCUGUCUCAGCCACUGUGGCCAGUGAUUAGGGAGGAUGGAAAAUGUGGACCAUCAUAUGGAAAGGUAUAGGUUUCUCCUGCCUCUGUGCUACAUCAAAAGGGAAGUGAUCAAUACGACCUGUGCAAGUCAUCACCAUAACUGAUUUAUCUGCUUGUAGGGUCAUUCUUCUAUAGCCAAUAGUGUCAUUAGGCUCUUCCAUGUAGCAUGGACAUUUAAAAAGCAAUGUGGUAAUACAUCAAGUGUUACAAGACAUGGGCAGGGCACUUAAGCAUCAAACAAUCAAUACUGGCAAACUUACUUAGAACUCCUUGUGUUUUGCACAGCGCUUUCUCCUUGUACCUCUCUAGUCAUCUUACACUUGGAGGCAGAGUUGGAUAUUCUUCAGCUAUUGCUGCAGUUGUGAGAAUGACCAGCCCUGCCCACAUCACUGCAUUGCAUCAGGUGGACAAACAGUUGACAACCCAGUGGUUGUAGCUAUAGCUGCCAUUUCCAGGCACAUGGGUGACAACUUGCUCACUGUGAUAUUAGGACAGAAAGCAAUCUUUUUUUUCCUGCUUAUCUCUAAGAAAGUGGCAUUGUAAAAUAAAGGAACUGGUUUCCCGUGUUUUAAUGCCCUCCUUCAAGAUUACAGCAUAAAUCUGAAUUUUUUUUAAAAAAAACUAGUUUUAAAAAAAACCACCCUCAACUUCCCUUUGGGGGUUAAUUUCAAAAUAUGAGCUGGCAAGCCAAACAGGUGUGUGCGAAGUGUCUUGGCAGCAACUGUUGUCUGCCUCAGCAAACCCAAGAGGUACAAGCAGACAUUCCCUAACAAACCUUAUCCUAUUUUGCCCUUGGUUUAGGACAAGAAAGGCAACCUGCCUUCCCUCCUUGUUUGUGUACUAUGUCAUUUGUGUUGAGACUCCUUAAUUUGUAAAGCCAGAAAGCUGAGGUCAGUACUUGUGGCAUUUGUUGCAGAUAUCCUAAACCAAAGCUAUCUUGGGACAGGCAGGAAGACAAAGAUUAAUUUCUUUUUCUGAGAGAAUUGGAGAAGUGGUACCCUGCAGUGGUGAGGGCUCAAGAACUAUUAGCACAGCGCAAGGAAAGCCAGGAGCACUUAGAAAGAAGCACCUGAAAAACCAAGGUGCUUAACCAAGCAGCAAAGGCUCUUCCCAGUCACUGUAACAUCUCCUGUAACCUGUAGAAAUAUGUGGCCACACACACUGAGGAGGGACCAUUCUUUCAAUGCUAGUACUACCAAGAAUAAGAACAAAAAAUUACACUCCAAGCCUAAAGGCAGUUUCUGUACACGAUUUAUACCUUCAAUCUAGGAAUGUUGCAUAUUCCUUUUUUAUUUUAUCUUCUAUACUUACUGGUGAAAAAUCGUACCCUUGCUUUUCAGUGACUGGCACUCUUCAUCCUCCUGCUCUCACCAUCCCUCAAAUAUCUAGAACAUUUUUAUAGAAGGCAUGGCUUCUUAUGCAAUUUAUGUAAGUGCUGUUGACUAAGCCUCCUGCAAAAUAGGUGGGUGUGGUGUCUUUUUCUUUAGAAGAUUAUAUAGCUGUGGGCCAUUAAGAGAAUAAAAAAAUAAUUCUGAACCUCCCUGUAACCUCAGAGGGUGAAAGAAAGCUGAGCCAGUCGAUCUAUGGCAGAGCAAAAGCCUUAGAUAGGAGACAGUGGAGCCCCCAACUUAAGAUGCACAGACUACUGCUGGCAGUGCCUUUGUUUAGUGCAGGUGUGGGCAAAAUGCACCCCUCAAAAUGUUGUUGGAUUCCAGUUCUCAUCAACUCUUGGCAGCACAGCCAGUGAUAAAGGAUACUGGAAGAAGUAGUCCAACAAAAUCUGGAGGACCACCCUUUGCCCAGCCAUGGUUUAGUAUUUUGUGUUGCCUGCAUCUGUAUGGGUGUAAUAUUUUUUCUUUUCAGUGGUCAAUUGUAAACCAUGUACAAUCUGUAUAGAAUGAAAUUAGUGGAAGCUUGUGGGAAAGCAAAUACAUUUUUGCAAUGCUGUAAUUUAUUUUUACUACUGUUUCAGCCCGAUGACUGAGAAAAUGUCACCUUUCAGCUUUUUUUUUAAAGCUCCUGACCAAUUUGUUUAUGUGAUACAAACUGUGUAAGAAGCUAUUAAAAAAUAGUCUCUAAUAAAGUUGUUUUAAGAA
Sceloporus undulatus (fence lizard) is the source of this 4924-nucleotide messenger RNA. It is a transcript of the gene RASSF5, whose product is annotated as Ras association domain family member 5. The coding region runs from base 806 to 1762 and encodes 318 amino acids. Gene Ontology annotation, cellular component: nucleus. Lineage: Eukaryota; Metazoa; Chordata; Lepidosauria; Squamata; Phrynosomatidae. The transcript has 6 exons. Gene Ontology annotation, biological process: signal transduction. The record is from RefSeq and is a predicted model, not a curated record.